Molecule: messenger RNA, 1545 nt
Organism: Habropoda laboriosa
Lineage: Eukaryota; Metazoa; Arthropoda; Insecta; Hymenoptera; Apidae
Product: proclotting enzyme-like
Exons: 6
Coding region: 1-1545 (514 amino acids)
Biological process (GO): proteolysis
Molecular function (GO): serine-type endopeptidase activity
Source: RefSeq, a predicted model, not a curated record
AUGAACCGACGACACGGAGCGUCGUCGACGCUGCUCCUCAUCGUCUGCGCGCAGAUCUUCGCCGUCUAUGGUUCCACGAUCGACGCGAGCCAACAGGGUAAAUCGAUCACCUUCGAGGCGUCGUCGUUGAACGAUCAGGUGGACGACGAUGACAACGCGGUGAUCGUUGAAGCCGCCAUUGAUACGGGAGCUCGACUCGGCGAGGCGAGAGACGGCCGCAGUAUCCUGUGGAACGGAAUCUCUAAUAGCGAGACUUGUCUGACGUCGAAAGGCGAGGUUGGCCGUUGCACCAGCUUCAAGGAGUGCUAUCCAUAUUUCAAAAUUCCUGAUCUGAGCGCUCUAGAUGGCUGGGUUCUCGGUGUUUACGACACCUGUAGCUAUAUGCAAGAGAACGGCCAGACGAGUUUCGGAAUCUGUUGCUCCAAUAUAUUUCCGGUCGUAACGCCGCCGUCAGAAAUCACUCAGGACCCCCUUGUAGACGAUAUUCCUCAGGGAGGGAACGAUGACAAGAAGGAGGGUGGAAUCACCGUGAAACCAAUGGCGCAAUUCCCAGGUUCCUGGCCACCACCGAUUCCAACUCAUCCACCUGACCACACGGUACCACCGUUGCCUACCCAUCCGCCGUAUCUUGAACUGCCGGGGAUCUCCACGAUAAAACCAGUUUUCACAUCGAAAAAACCCGGCAUCGCGACGACCUGGCCGACGAAGAAACCUGCCUGGUGGCCAGGUGCGCCAACCGUAUUACCGACGACCAGCGAAAGGCCGCCCAUGGAUACGAUUUCUGGCAUAAAUACACAUCAGUGCGGCGCGAAGAACGGUAAUCAGGACCAGGAGCGGAUAGUGGGCGGUCAGAAUGCUGACCCUGGCGAAUGGCCUUGGAUCGCGGCUCUCUUCAACGCCGGACGACAAUUCUGCGGUGGUUCCCUCAUCGACGAUAGACACAUUCUCACGGCGGCUCAUUGCGUUGCCAACAUGAACUCCUGGGACGUGGCGAGGUUAACGGUCCGUCUGGGCGACUACAACAUCAAGACCAACACGGAGAUACGACACAUCGAACGACGAGUGAAACGAGUGGUCAGACACAGAGGCUUCAAUGCUCGAACACUUUACAACGACAUCGCGUUGCUCACCCUUAACGAGCCUGUCCCGUUUACCGAGCAAAUAAGACCCAUCUGUUUGCCGAGCGGCUCGCAGCUGUACAACGGAAAAAUUGCUACGGUCAUCGGUUGGGGUUCCUUGAGAGAAAGUGGGCCACAACCAGCUAUCCUUCAAGAGGUUUCGAUACCAAUCUGGCCAAACGGUGAGUGCAGGUUGAAAUACGGUGCAGCAGCACCUGGUGGAAUCGUGGACAGUUUCUUGUGCGCUGGACGAGCUGCAAAAGACUCCUGUUCGGGUGACAGCGGUGGUCCUUUAAUGGUGAACGAUGGCCGCUGGACGCAAGUAGGUAUCGUCAGCUGGGGUAUUGGUUGUGGCAAAGGCCAGUAUCCUGGUGUUUACACGAGAGUAACGCAUUUCCUGCCCUGGAUCUACAAGAACCUGAAGUGA